AUGUCUGCACGAAGCAGUAGCAGGAGUAAGAUGGGCCGUGGAGAAGAUGUGAAUCUUAGCCUGACUGGAUCACAGAUAUCUUCUGUUAGAAAGUCUUCAUCUAGUAGGCAAUUUAACCUUCCUGGUGAUAAAAGAGGAUCAGGCAAGGAAACAUCACAUAGCACACACAUGAAGAAAAAUUCUGCUGAUGCACCAAACUUGAGUGACAGGAGUCAGAAGAGUGCUGUGUCCUCAGUGAGUAAAGCCAGCAGCAGGAAAGGCAAGUCACCAGGGGAGGACUUCUUAGCACUUUUUGAGACAUCGAUGCAGCCAAAAUUAAAGGCAAAAUCAAAGCAAAAGCAACCUUCACCAAAUGCUGUCAAGGUCCUGUGGCAGGAAUCUCCUCAUAAAAGUGAACUGGAAAGCCAGAGAAGUAUUAAUUCAACGCAGAGGGUCAACAAUGACGGAGGCAGUCUCCUGUCACCUAUCAUGCAACAGAACUUCUUUCAGCCAAGUAGUGUUCACAGUAGUUCAGACUCAGAUGAGGAUGGUAUACUAUCUUCAAGUCUGAAUAAAAUACAUUCACUUCAGCGGAAGUCACAUUCAGCAAAAUCUGACAGCUUCAAAAACAAAAAAUCUAAGGAGAAAACAAGACCAUCUCAUGUAAAUACCACAGAGUCUGGUGUGGGCCAUAUAAAUGGUGUAAAUGGCAUAGCAAACAAUAUGGUAACAUCCGUGAAGUCACCAAGGACAAAAGCUUCUUUGUCAAGUAUAGAAAAUUCUUAUCAGAAUAUAAAGCACAAAACACCAGUGAAUCAGGUGAAGGAGGGAUUGGCUAAUCAAAGAUAUGUCAGUUCAGCUGAGGAAUAUGUACAAACAUUGACAUCUGCAGCAAUUAAAAUACAAAGGUGGUAUCGCAGAAUUUGUGCCAAGAGGAAAAGAAAUGAAGCUGUGCAAAUGGCAGGAGAAGCAGCAAUCAAAAGACUUUUAGGACAGAAGAAAAAAGAUCUAGAUGAACACAAAUUAGAUCUGGAUUUUCUGAAUGAAGAAGAUAGGAGAAUUGAGGAAAGAAGAAAGAUUAGGGAUGACAAAGCAAAACAGGCACGACAACAGGCAAUUCAGGAAUUAAAAAAGAAAAGGGAAGAAAAAAGAGAUGAAGUAAAACAAAAAGCAGAGGUAGAAAUAUCAUAUUUACAAGCAAGUGGCAAAAUUACAAAAACUCCUGCAAAGGCUAAUAUUGGAAGGAAGAAAUCCCCACUUAAAAGUUACAGUAGUUCACAGAAGGACAAUAAUGUAGAUAGAGAUACAGAGGCAAAGGUAAAAUCAGCACGCUCAGGUACAUCAGACAUGAAAACCACAUCAGCACGCUCACAGGAAGGGAGCGAAGAAUUUCUUGAGUCGGCGAGUAAUGUGAAUCAGAUGGACAGUAAUCGUGACAGUGAUGCUCACACACUUACUGACCUGAAUCAGGGAUAUCGAGGGCCAGAUAGUGAGGUCACCAACAAGUCUACACUCAAUGACCUGCUAGAGACCCUGAAGAAGCUUGAGGAAGAGGAGCAUUUAGUCACUCCUAAGCCAGAGAAGAAGAAUGCAUGGUUAGACGAGUUAGAGAAAGCAGCCCUGCCCAGUGAGAAGGAUGUGGCCUAUUUGACUGCUGAUAAGCUACAGGAGUUGAACAGACAGAGGGAUGGAGGUGCAGCUAGUGGUUAUCUGAGUGAUGACAAACUCAAAAGCAUCAUGUCGUUUCUUGAUGAAGUGCAGGUAGCAGACAGAAUCAGUGCUGUAGAGCAGGAGAUAAGUAAAGCAUCAGAAGAUUUUGAUCGACCUGUACCACUUGUACCCUCUGCUGACGAGCUUGCUGACCUAGAACAUGCUCAGGAAGCUGCCAAUGAAGUUACUUCUACAGUGUUGUCACAGCGACUUGAAUUGGAUGAGAAAAAGAGGACAGUCAGUAUGCUACAGAAAGCCCUGAACCAACAGCGAGAAUUAACUGUGCGGCAUGCCAAAGAAACCGACAAAGAAAUGAAAAAAAGGUUGGAAAUACAAAAGGAAGAAUAUGAAGAGGCUAUAAAACGACAUCUGUCUUUCAUAGAUCAGCUGAUUGAUGACAAGAAAAACCUGAGUGAAAGAUGUGAGCAACUAGUAAAGGAAUUGAAGACUGUGGACAGGAAAUACCAGGACAAGUUCAAAAGCAUGGAUGAGAAGCAUUCAAUUGAGCUGAAGAAAUUAAGAGACAUGCAUGAAGCUGCUGAAAAGUUGAGAAGAGAAAGAUGGAUUGAAGACAAGACCAAGAAAAUAAAGGAGAUGACUGUGAAAGGACUGGAGCCAGAGAUUCAGAGACUGAUAGCUAAACACAAAAAUGAGUUCAAGAAGAUGAAACAGAUCCAUGAAGCAGAGUUGCUGGAAUCCGAUGAGCGAGCCGCCCAAAGAUAUGUAAAGAUGACUGAGGAACUCCGGGACCAGCUGGCACAAGAGAAGGAAGCAGCAUGUGCAAGGGAACGAGAACUGGCCAAACAGAGAUAUGAGAAGGAGCUACAGAAUGAAGAAGAAGCAUACCAGCAGCAGCGUCGACGGUUAUAUACAGAGGUUCAGGAAGAGAAAGACCGUGUUGCCCAGCAGGCUUCGCGCCAGAGGGCAGAACUUGAUAAAUUACAGCGACAGCUUGAGGAUAGCCACCGGCAUGCACUAAAUGCCAUGAAAUCUGAAUUUGAAAAGGCAAGAGAAGAACAAGAACGGAGACAUAAUGAGGAAACAACAGAUAUAAAGGAGAAGGUUAAGAUUGAGAAGGAGCAGUGGGAAGAGAAUUAUCGUAAAAAACAGGAUACCUGGGUGAUGCAGAAAGAGCGUGAGCUAAGGGAGCAAGUGAAGCGUGACAGGGACAAGGAAAUUGAGUUAGUCAUCUCACGACUUGAAGACGAUGCCACUUCAUCACGAGAAGAAUGUGAACGUACUGCGGAUAAUAAGAUCAAGAGAAUACGAGAAAAGUAUCAAGCAGAAAUGAAGGAUUUGGAAAGAUCUGAAAUGCAAGCUUUAGAAAAAUAUAAUGAAAUGAAGGCAAAACUAACUGAAGUUGAAGGAGAAAAUGAAUGCUUUAAAGUAUAUUUAAAACAAAAAGAUCAAGAAAUUGCUCAACUACAGCAACUCACAGAUAAGAUGCACAGGGAGAGGGACCGUGUCUCAGAUAUUAUUAGACAAGAAUUUGCAGAUCGACUUGUAACCACUGAUGAAGAAAAUCGUAGAAUAAAGAAUGAAAUGUCUGAAAUGAAAGCACGACAUCGUAUUGAGCUAGAUAGAGCCAAGGAUCAGAUAGAAGAGGUCAAGAAACGCAAAGACGAUGAAAUGGAAGAAGUACACAAAAGAGUGAAGCAGGCCAUUGUGAAGAAGGAAGAAGUGUUGAACCAGGUUCGACAACAGUAUCAGGCUUCACAGAAAAGGGCAGACCAUCUGGAAGGGCUUCUACAGCAACAACGCAAGCAGCUGCUUAACAAAUGACAUGUUCUGAUGAUAGCAGGUUGCAAGGAAUAUAUUGUUGUGUAGACAAAUGACAUAACUUGAUAGCAUUAGAAUCUAUUUUAAUUGUAUGGCACCUUAAGUGAUAGAUUGAUAUUGAUAAUACCGGUAACUAGAACUUACCCUAGCUGCUUAGUCAACAGAUAUAGGAAAAUAUAAACACUAGAGGGCUAAGGUGACACAUGGAUGACUAAUGGUAUUGAUGUGCCUAGAAUACUGGAGUGAAGCUCAUAGAGACUGAAAUAUUGACAUAAAUCAACUUACUGAGUAAAUCUUAGAAUCUGAAUAAUCAACAUACAACAACCUGUGUAGUGAAGUAUCCUAAGGACUACCACUAUAAUUAAUUACUUACAGAGGGAGAGGGGAAGAAGGGGUUGUCAUCUGGACUAAUAUCUGUCCAUCUAUGUGUUUGAUAUCAAAGCACUGAUUAUGUAUGAAAUAAAUGUCAUCCUAACCAAAGAUAUUUAAUGGAAUUCUGAUUAUCAGAACCAUUCUUCAAAUCCUCUUGAAUCUUAGUCUUGCCUAAUAACUUAUUUAAUGCAGUGCAACCAUUUGUUUCUAUGGUAACUGAUACAAACUGUCCAUAUUUUUUCAGUUUGGUUUAGUUUUUGCCUGUCUAAUGUACUACUUAUAUAAUGAUUACUGUGAAGAAAGUGCUAGAAACAUUGUUGAAAGAGAUGUGAUACAUAGAUUUUUACGUUCACUCCAAAUGCCUGAAAUGUUUCUUUGUUCACAUUUUUGGCAGAUAUUUACAGUGUAACACGUCCAUAUUCAAAACUUGCUUUCCUUAAACAGGUAAACCUCCACUGCUUUAUAACACCAAUAACCUGUCAGUUAUGGACAGAGGUAUUGGCUCCAGUACUAUUUAAGUUACUCACUCAUUUUUUAUUGGGGAAUUAGCACUGUGUUAUGUCUUUCAGUCUAGAUCACAUCUAACCAAUUUGAUGUUUAAAUAACAUACAAAUAUGUCAUUGAAACCUAAAGCUUAAGCAGUUCUUUAUCAUCACUAGAAUAUAUUUGCCAGGACCGUUAACCUUUAAGCUAAGUGUGUUUGUACUUAAUGAUUUUUUUUAUUUUUAUAAAAAUCUUUGUGUUUAGACCUUUAGUAUCUGCAGUAUUAAAAGUGUUGCAGCUUCUAAAUUUCUUUUAGGCUUAAAGGAUUUGUGAGGAAAUCUUACAGAUUUUUGACAAAUAUAGAAAUCAAUAAGUUUAGACUAAAACAGUUUCUAUAGAAAUCAAUAAGUUUAGACUUAAAUAGUUUGCUUUUGAUGACUUUUGAAAUUUUGGAAAUUAAGAAAGAGUGAAAAAUAUCAUGCACAAGAUAUUUCACUGUAUUUUUUGUUGAAAUAAGAUAUGGAAUGUGAUUGUUUUUAGUCAGUAGAAUUAGUUUGCUUUAACUUUCCUUCACAUUCAGGAAUGGUAGAUAAGUUCAAAAUCAAUGUGUUACUGACAAAAUCAUGUUCUGUUUUAAAAUAUAUUAGUUUAUGUAAUUUUUCAAAAUGAAAAUCAAAGUAGCUUCCGGUGGUUUUGAUCUAUGUCCUGUGUACCCAGUAAGUUAACUAGUUAUGAUUUCUGCUUCUCUAGAGAACACUCGACUGGGAGUAUUUACUCCUUUACGUAAACAUUAUUGUAAUGUUGUUAUUUAUGUGUAGUGCUAUGCACUUGUUGAAAUCAUCUGUUGCUGUGUAAUCCUGUUAGAUUCUAUUGUAAGUGGUGCUUGUAAGUUUUAUAUAAUCAAGAGAGGUUCAGCUCUGUAUUGUGUAACUUCAGAUGUGAAAAAUGUGGUAGAAACUGUGAAAUUAGGGAAACAGUAAGAGGUGAGGCGUGGUAGGUCCUUUACCUAUUGUUUCUGUAGGCAUUUCUGUUACUUUUGUAUAUUUACUAUUGUAUGUUGCCUUUGGAGAUAUCUUAAAAUCUCUCAUUGGUAGAAGUCUGUGAUAUAUGCUCUAGAUUUUACAUAUUUAUUAAGUUUUAAUGUCCAAUGCUAAUUAAAUGUUUCUUGCAUAAAGUAUGACCUGUCAGUGAUAUUUUCUUACAAAAAUAUGUAUAUUUUAGCUCACAUGGCUCAAGGUGUCAGUGAGAUUAUGCGGUGGCACAUUGUCUGGUCAGGUUUGAUUUCCUUUACACAUAACUGUAAUACCUAGAGUCAUGAUAUAUAACAAGUAACCUUCCACUUCAGUAAACAUUCACAGUUUGACCAUGGCUCUUGAUGGUGAACAAACAACACCACCUUGUACAAUCCUUGCCCUGGGAUGGGGGUUUAGCAAAGCCAGAGUGGGGGUUGUUCAUGAUACACAAGUACAGGUUAACCGAAUACUGGUUCACAUUGACCCUGUUGGGAUUAAGAGAAAACUUGAACAACUUUUUUUUCCCAUUAGUUUUAGAGUCAUGUUUUGAAGGCAAUAAUCAAAUAAUAUCUUAGCAUGCCUGUAGCUUGUUGAUAAGAUGUUUUAAAAUGUUUAACUUUGAUAUCACUUAAUUGCCAAUACUCAUGGUGUUUGGCACAUAACUGGCACUAAGAGUGGUAUCUACCUGUGAAAAACCUCUUGCAGUAUACUGAUACCUGAAAACAUAUUGUAUUUUGCUUAUAUAUAUAUGUAUUUGAAUGACUUUGACAAAUUUAUAAGGUCAUAUAUGUGUACUAGUUUGAACAUUGAGAAAAGGUGUCUUGGGGACUUUGUUUUUGCAGACAAACUAGUUCAUUGGAACAGUAAAUGUAUCAUUUAUGACGUAAAUUGAGGCAGAUCUAAUAUUAAAACAAGCCUUAAAAUGCUUAAUCAAAGCUUUUCAGAAAGCAAAUUAAAAUUACUAGAUCCAUCCUUUCUUAAACCAACAACUCUGGUCCAACUGGUUAAACCAAAUAAAAGGAAAUGGCCCUGGUGAGUGGUUGAGGUAACUAUACAUUAGUAUUCCACCUGUGUCAAGUUCAUAGACCAAACUGUAGAAAGUGUGAGCAUUUAAGUGCUGGUCUUGUUUCCAGUUUGACUCUUGCAUUCAUUGCUGUGGCUCUUGUCUGUUGAAGUAAACUUAAUCAGUAAAAUGCUGUUAGCUUCACAACAAUUUACCUAAAUGUUUUAUGUCAUGAAUAUCUAAGGUAAAAAGUAGCAGGAGUGACCUUAUCCAUUAUCUGGGUACUAAUUUAGUUUUUGUAUUGGAGAUCUGACAAUAAUCUGUUCAGAUUUUCAGGAAACAUUUAAAGUUAAAUUUUGUUUCUAUGUUUAUCUUUCUGAAGGAAAAAAACAAAUGAAAUGUUCUGUCUCUGUUAGUGUUUUUGUUUUGUUUUUUCUUUGUUGAUAUUUUUAUGUAAUUAACUACUGCAUGUUUUUUUGUGUAUCUCUGUUUAAAGUUGUCCUGUUACUUUAGCAUCAGACUGAUGCAAUGAAACAAGGUGUGUAGUUUGAUCCUUACCUAUGACAGGUCGUAUUUGUCAGGAUCAUGAAUGUCCAGAGCUGUCAGGGUUGUGUCCUCAGACCAGACGUUUCACUCAUAUUUUUUGUUCACAGCUAAAGUGUGUUGUAUUAAUUUUCAUAAUUAAAAUUUUUUAUGAUUAAUUCCUGGUUGUUAAAAAAACACUGAAAAAUUCAUUCAGAAAUGUCAACUUUUUAUUUAUUUAUUGAAGUGGUGUUAAAUGUGUACAUGUCCAACUUUACUUAUUUUGUUUCUGUGCACC
This is a messenger RNA of Ylistrum balloti, 7159 nucleotides long. RefSeq names its product centrosomal protein of 131 kDa-like. The coding region runs from base 1 to 3471 and encodes 1156 amino acids. The record is from RefSeq and is a predicted model, not a curated record. The transcript has 19 exons. Gene Ontology annotation, cellular component: centriolar satellite. Gene Ontology annotation, biological process: cilium assembly; regulation of centrosome duplication; intraciliary transport involved in cilium assembly. Lineage: Eukaryota; Metazoa; Mollusca; Bivalvia; Pectinida; Pectinidae.